This is a messenger RNA of Molossus molossus (Pallas's mastiff bat), 1041 nucleotides long. Its product is annotated as trace amine-associated receptor 9-like. Lineage: Eukaryota; Metazoa; Chordata; Mammalia; Chiroptera; Molossidae. Gene Ontology annotation, molecular function: trace-amine receptor activity. The record is from RefSeq and is a predicted model, not a curated record. Gene Ontology annotation, biological process: G protein-coupled receptor signaling pathway. Gene Ontology annotation, cellular component: membrane.
AUGGAACGCCCACUGCGCAUGCUCGCAGUACAGCUCAAGAAGGAGGCGGGCCUACCUUCCUCCCAUUGGACCGCGGGGCCGAGUGACAGCGGUCGUCUCCCGCUUUCUCUGGUUCCAAGCUUAGGAAUGGAGGGAUCAGCAAAAUUGCAAGGGAGCGGCGGGACUCCGCUCCGAGCACGUGAACAGGGGCUGGGCUGCUGGGCUACGGCUCCUUCCUCGCCAGGACCCGGAGCAAUUCUGCGCGCAGGCCUUGGUUUGGGGCUGCGCAGGCGUGUUUGGGAAUGUCCUGGUCAUCAUUUCAAACAGCUGCACACCCCUGCGAACGUGCCGAUUUCAUCCCUGGCCUGUGCUGGCUUCUUGGUGGGAAUGACUGGGAUGCCCUUCAGCACAGUGAGGUCUGUGUGCAGCUGCUGGUACUUUAGGGAGAGUUACUGUAAAUUUCAUACAUGUUUCAUACUUCCUUCUGUUUUGCUUCUUUAUUUCAUUUAUGUUGCUGUCACUGAUCCUAUGACCUAUCCAACCAAGUUCACCGUCUGGUCGGAAAUACGCAUUGUUCUUUCUUGGUUCUUUUCUGUCACCUACAGUUGUUCCAUUUUUUACACUGGGGCCAAUGAAGAAGGAAUUGAGAAACUAGGAGUUGCUCUCACCUGUGUAGGAGGCUGUCAAGCUCCAUUGAAUCAAAAUUGUAUUCUACUUUCUUUUCUUCUAUUCUUUAUACCCACUGUCGUCAUGGUGUAUAUAUACUGUAAGAUAUUUUUGGUGGCUAAACAUCAGGCUAGGAAGAUAAAAAGUACAGUCAGCCAAGCUCAGUCCUCCUCAGAGAGUUGCAAGGAAAGAGUAGCAAAGAGGGGAAGAAAAGCUGCUAAAACAUUGGGCAUUGCUAUGGCAGCAUUUCUUGUCUCUUGGCUACCAUAUAUUAUUGAUGCUGUGAUUGAUGCUUAUAUGAAUUUUAUAACUCCUCCUUAUGUUUGUGAGAUUUUAGUGUAUGUUAAUUAUAAUUCAGCUAUGAACCCCUUAAUAUAUUCUUUCUUUUUCCCAUGA